CGAUUAGCGAAUUGCGUCAAACGCAGACCGCGUUUUAAAACAAUUGUACAACGUAUGAUUCCAUUUCAAAUUUGUAAUUUUAAAAUUAAGUUAAGUUCAACAAAUAUUAUCUGUCUAGCUGUGGCUGAGUCGGUCAAAUGGAUGACUGCAGAAUCAAGUACACUAAAGAGAGAACAGUGAGGCUGGUGACAACAGCAUCUGCACUCGCCAACAACUUGGUGGCCCUGGACGCGCACAAGUACGGCGUGGCCGCAUCCGUCGCGGUCGUCCACAACGGCUACGUCAACGUCAUCCCCGUGUACAACCCGGAGGAGAAGUCCCAGUACCUGCCGUGCAUCGUAGCCGGCACCACGCCCAGGAAGGUCACCGCGGAGGUGAUGCAGGUGUUGUGGGGCGUCUUGAAGGAACAGAAGGUCCUUGUGGUCGCCUCGACUCUCGGAGUGCAGGUGUACUUGAACGGCGACUUCAAGUCUUGCCGCUAUCACUACGCGUUGAGUCCCGCGAACGUCGGGGACGCAGCGUACUUUGUCAGAGGUCUUGCGAUCGUCGAUUGCCAAUUCCUGUGCGUAGGCAUGUCGGGCGGCUGCCUGUGCAUGCUGCAGCCCCGCGAGGGCGGGGCCGACCCCGGGCUGGAGCUCCUGGAGAGGAAGGCGGCCCACGGCACGGCCGUGACGUGCCUCGCCGGCUCCGACCGGGGCCUGCUCCUGGGGUCCGCAGACGAGACGGGGGCGGUGGUGCUCUGGGAGCUGGCGGGCCGGCGCCUGCACCGUCUGUUCGACGUCGACCACUCUGGCUCCGGGUUCCCGUGCACGGGCCUGAAGCUGUGGGGCGGCCUGGUGAUUGCCGCCUAUGGCUCCGGGCACGUCCGCACCUUCCGCGCCGACUCGGGCCGCUGUGUGUCCGAGGUGGCGGCCCACGCCCGCUGGGUCUCCGCGCUGGACGUCGCCACAGAGCGCGGCUACUUGCUGACCGUGGGCGAGGACUCCUUCGCCAAGGUCUGGCAGAUCGCUGGCUCCGGCAGCAAGAUAAGACACGUGUGGACGACACACGUGCCGGACAGCCUGCUGGUGGGCGGGGCCUUCCUCAACAAGUGCGGCUCGGUGUUCGGAGUCGCCGGCUACGACUCGGCCGACGUCCUCUGCUACGCCGCGGAGGAGCUGCCGGCCGGCCAAUGACGCGAGACCACAGCAGGGCCUUUGAAUAUAUACACUGUGUAGAAGUCGCGAGUGGAUAGGAUUUACUCUACGUUCUUCAGGAGCGUAUGAUGAGCAGCUUGGGAACUUCACCGCUGCAGUGUGAUUGCCGUAACGCCCUGUAUCCUCUUGGGUUGUUAUUUGCACGUUAGAGCGUAGCACUGUCACACCGCUGUCAUUCCCCCGCACCCCCAACCCAACAUUCACCGCAGCUCAAGGUCGUUCAACGGGAGUUUGUGCGUCACAAAACUGUAGGGAUGAGAGGUGGGGGUGGAGGACAAAGCGUGUUUGAGGGAGGGUAGGGGUGUUUGAAGAGUUCGACACAUGCCCGCCAGGGACCACCAUGAGUCAAUGCCCUAGAGAUGGUGGCGAUUGCGGCGGUGAAUCGACUAACUACCUCAAACCCGUAUUAGAAAUUUUAACCUGGGCUGGCGACUUCUGUACAGUAUAUAUAUUGAAAGGCAGGGCUGAGUAUGGGCAAACCUUACUAAUAUGUUCACGAAGCAACCGUGAUUUACGCUUUUUCUAUCGGGGUUUGUUUUAAUCUCCUAAUGAACAAGUUAGCUGAUGUGUAAAUAAUUCUAAUGACUUGUUCAAACAUCUUAAAUAAACUUCUAAAAAUUAUUUACUCAAAUUUAUGUUACAUACACCACAAUGAAAGCUUUUAUUGAUAAAAAUAAAACAAAUUUUAUUGUCCUUAUUCCAUCUUGAAAGGCAACACCACAGCACAGAGAGUUGUUCCUUGUGGUUUUAGUGCUGUAUUAUAUUCAGUGUGACCCCACUGCACUUGAGGCUUCUUUGUACGUACCUGAUUGUCCCCGAUAUCCCAGCAGUUUUGCCAGCAUUAGACUGAGCCUGCCUGUUUUUUUUAUAUGCAAAUCAAAUAUUUUUCUAAUCAAAUGUGAACAUGAAGUGAAACCUUUUUGAUCACACUUGU
Messenger RNA from Bacillus rossius redtenbacheri, 2130 nucleotides. Its product is annotated as WD repeat-containing protein 54-like. Lineage: Eukaryota; Metazoa; Arthropoda; Insecta; Phasmatodea; Bacillidae. Bases 138 to 1175 code for a protein of 345 amino acids. The record is from RefSeq and is a predicted model, not a curated record. The transcript is spliced from 6 exons. Gene Ontology annotation, molecular function: protein binding.